AUGAAGUACAUGAAGGAAGUAGAAGGAAAAAGCAUCCAUGAUUGGAGAAUGAGGAGGAGAAGAAAGGAAAGUAUAUGGAUUCCUGGAGCAGUGAUAGUGGGAGGAGGGCCAUCAGGGGUGGCAGCAGCGGCAUGUCUGAAGCAGAAAGGUAUCCCAUCGGUGGUUCUGGAAAGGGCUCAUUGCUUGGCAUCAAUGUGGCAGCUCAAGACCUACGACCGCAUGCGCCUUCAUCUUCCUAAACACUUGUGCCAGCUUCCUCUCAUGCCAUUCCCCUCCAACUUCCCCUCUUAUCCAACCAAACACCAGUUUGUUUCUUACCUCAAGGCCUACGCUGAUCAUUUCGACAUCAAGCCGUGCUUUGGAAAGACUGUGGUGAGUGCUGAGCUUGAUGACAGAAUUGGGCACUGGAGAGUGAAGACGGAGACACAAGACGAGUACAUCAGUAAGUGGCUCAUAGUGGCCAGCGGAGAGAACGCGGAGGAGGUGGUGCCUGAGGUCGAAGGGAUGGAUGAGUUUGCAGGGCCCAUACUUCACACAAGCUCGUAUAAGAGCGGAGCCAUGUUCAGUGGAAAUAAUGUUUUGGUGGUUGGUUGCGGAAACUCCGGAAUGGAGGUUUGUUUGGAUCUAUGCGAACAUAAUGCUCGCCCAUCCCUUGUCGUUAGAGAUUCGGUGCAUAUCUUGCCGCAGCAGAUGUUUGGGAGAUCAACAUUUGGAGUGUCCAUGGGGUUACUGAAAUGGUUCCCAAUAAACGUUGUGGAUAAGUUCUUACUUGUAAUGUCGCACAUCAUGCUUGGGGACACUGCCCGAUUCGGACUUCAACGUCCCAAACUUGGCCCUCUGCAGCUCAAGAACUUAUGUGGAAAGACACCAGUCUUGGAUGUUGGAACACUUGCUCACAUCAAAUCUCGAAAAAUUAAGGUUUGCCGUGGAAUCAAACGACUAACACGCCAUGCGGUGGAGUUCGUUGAUGGCAAAAUAGAGAAUUUUGACGCCAUUAUUCUCGCAACGGGAUACAAAAGCAACGUACCCUUAUGGUUAAAGGGAAGCGACAUGUUUUGUGAGAAAGAUGGGUUUCCGAGGAAGCCAUUCCCAAAUGGAUGGAAAGGUGAAAAUGGACUUUAUGCCGUGGGUUUCACCAAACGUGGCCUUCUUGGUGCAUCCAUUGACGCUAUCAGAAUUGCACAGGAUAUUGCACAUUCCUGGAAAAAAGAAGGAUAUUGUACCCUCCCAAUUCCAUGAUUAAUCUUGAAU
This is a messenger RNA of Arachis stenosperma, 1251 nucleotides long. Its product is annotated as indole-3-pyruvate monooxygenase YUCCA2-like. The coding region runs from base 1 to 1239 and encodes 412 amino acids. Lineage: Eukaryota; Viridiplantae; Streptophyta; Magnoliopsida; Fabales; Fabaceae. Gene Ontology annotation, biological process: auxin biosynthetic process. The record is from RefSeq and is a predicted model, not a curated record. The transcript is spliced from 3 exons. Gene Ontology annotation, molecular function: flavin adenine dinucleotide binding; N,N-dimethylaniline monooxygenase activity; NADP binding.